Messenger RNA from Acaromyces ingoldii, 1750 nucleotides. RefSeq lists its product as hypothetical. The transcript is spliced from 4 exons. The record is from RefSeq and is a predicted model, not a curated record. Lineage: Eukaryota; Fungi; Basidiomycota; Exobasidiomycetes; Exobasidiales; Cryptobasidiaceae. Bases 172 to 1701 code for a protein of 509 amino acids.
UAGCCCGGGCAGAGAGCGAAGAAGCCAUGAAAGCCUACACACGAAGUGUGGCGAACGGUACACCUAAAGAAAAGGCCCAGAUGACACUUGUCAACAGGAUCUUUCGGAUCUGCAGUAGGAUCAGGGAAACAUCUUCGUGCAAAGCUUACGACCCUUGCUUCAAGCUUCUGGAUGGUGAACGAGAGGCGAUGGGCAAAUUCUUUCUCUCAAUUUUUAAGAGGAAGGAUACGAUCCUACUUUGAACGAAUUCAAGAAAGUCGGCUAUUAGACGCUCAUUUCAAGCCGGAUGCGCAGCCCUCUGGUUCUUGGACCCAAAAAGAAAGCCUUGAGGUACAAGACCUCCCCGCAAAGUAUCCAAAUAAAUUCGACACUCUCAGAACGAGGUACCAGCUUCUCCGAGAAAGGCAGUCACGUCCAGAGACAACAGCAGAUCAAGGUUCCGGUCAGGUGGGCGAGAUCGACCAUAAGGAGAAGGCCAAGAAAGAUCACCACAACCUAAUGGUUCGCCCAGAAUGGGCCUCAAAGAAAACAAGGAAACAUCCCUCUCUCCUCUCGCAUGGCCAACAAGAUGAGGAUGAAAUUAAUUCGACUACCCCAAGCCCUCAUCGGUCUUUCGAAUCCGAUCACACCUCGGCAGCAACAUCAGAUGUGCCUCGGAGGCAUCAGCAAGCCCUUCCAAUUGAUUUGUCGGAUGAUGGCGAGGCGGCCCUCUAUGGCGACCAAGAGCAGGCACCAUCGCUCUCCUCGAACCUUUCAGGAGGCUUACUAAGAGACUCAACUAUUCCUCGACGCCCAAGGUCGGAGCGGAGGACCUUUCCGAGAAAGCUUCAAAAGAAAGGGGCAAGUGCGCCGAAACAGUCAAUAGAUCUUCUGGCCGAUUCUCUCGAUGUAAAGACAUCUGGCUUUUCGGGUUCUUAUGAUGAGCAAGGAAGACAAAUCCGGGCCGAGCUCGAUAAGGUUACCCAGAAGGUCAUAAAGGCCUUCCAGAGACAUGAUCAAUCAUUUUUGCCCGCCCAAGAACAAGGUGUAGAGCUCGGUAAGGCGAUCUUUGAUGCGCACCGUAAGCUCAAGCAGGAAAUUAUCAAAAAUGAACCGCACCAGGCUAGACGACAAUUCUUCCGAUUGAACAGCAGCUACGAAAAAGUCAUUGGUCGAGCAGACUACGAUCUUUAUAAAUCUCUCGCUUCACAGCAGUACAACAUGGCAUACCGGCGACAGGAGUAUGAGGAGUGGAAACUGAAGCAACGAAAGUUUUAUAGUAGACGCUAUGGGCCGAGCUCGAAAUGGUCGGUCAUGGGAUUAACGCCAACGCCGAAGCAAGCAGAAGCAAGGGACCAGCUACGAAAUUAUCAAAACUUGCAAACAAAAAUGAAAAGGUUGGCGAGCCACCCGAGUAAACACGGCCCCGAACGGAAGCCAUGGUCACAGGAAGACACAAACCUGCUUUAUAAGCUUCUCCGCGAGCGUCCAGGGCUCAAGAGCCUCCGUGAACGUUUUGAUGAGUUCAAAUACAACAUUCCGCCAGAGUACUGGCGAGAAACGACAAGCGGAGCUUCAUCGCCACAUGAAGGCGGCGACAAGGAGGUGAGAAGCGAAAGCAAGCCAGAGAAGGGCAAGAUGGUCGUCGGCCCAAGCCGGUACAAGAGACUGAGAAUGACGGAAGAGCUGUACCCCGGCGAUGAGGGGAAACUAGACCACUAAGUCCUAGAGCUCCUAUGCUAUUCUGAACCGAACCUCAAAUGACUUGAAG